CGCAACUCCUCCGUCUCUGAUCGCAGCCGCAUCCACAGCAGCAGCCCAGCCCAGCUCCAGCAGGACCGGCGCAAUCCACACCGCAUCGCCGCAUACUCGUGCCUCCAUCUCGCACCGCCGGAUCAGCCGCCAUGACCGACUCCUUCAACUCCAACUUCCUGCACCUCAACCUGCCCUCGAGCACCGGCUUUGGCGUGUCAGUAGCCCCUCUCGUCCUCUUCUCCAUCCUGGAUCACCACCUCCGAAAGGACGAUGCACAGCCCCGAGUCAUUGGCGCUCUGCUUGGCUUCCGCUCCGAAGACGGAUCUGAGGUCGAAGUUCGAAACUGCUUCCCUUUGAGCCACAACGAGGCCGAGGACCAGCAGGUUGCUAUCGAUACCGAAUACCUCGCACAAAUGUACAGUCUUCAUCAGCGAAUCAACACCCGGGAAGUCAUUGUUGGAUGGUACUCGAGCGGUGUCGAGAUCAACGAAAACUCGGUCUGGAUCCACGAGUUCUUUGCCAACGAAACAGCUCCCCUUGCCCCCGUUCAUCUGGUGAUGGACACCACCCUUUCGAAUGACAAGCUUGGCGUUCGCAGCUACAUCAGCUCCCCCAUCGGUAUCUCCGGCGGCCCCGACCAGACCCCCGGAAGCAUGUUCACCCAGAUUCCGUGCGAAGUCAAGUACUGCGACGUCGAGCGAAGCGGCCUGGAUGUAAUCUCGCUGGCCAAGUCCAACCCAGACUCGGCGUCAAGCCUUCUCUCGGAUAUGGACAACCUGGAGCGCUCGAUCUACCAAAUCCAGGAUAUGAUUGAGACCGUUGCGAACUAUGUCGACCGAGUCCUGGACAGAUCGGAGGUCGAAAACAACGUUAUUGGUCGGCACCUGAUGGACAUUAUCACGGCCGUGCCGCGAAUCGAUGCCGGCGAGUUUGAAAAGACCUUCAACAGCCACUUGCAGGAUCUGCUCAUGGUUGUCUAUCUGGCCGGCCUCACAAGAACCCAACUGGCUAUUGCCGAGCGUCUGCAGAACCUGGUUUGAAGAAGAGGAGGUGCGGAGCGGCGAGGGAUAGGCGGCCCACUGACUCGACGGUGUCGUUUCCGGCCUGUGCUGCUGGUCCUUGGCAGCUAGCGGCCAUGCGGAGCAAAGCAGCUCUGCGGUUCCAUUUCAGGCUCAAGCGUGUGAAUAUAUAUUUGUCAAAUGCACAGGAA
Molecule: messenger RNA, 1192 nt
Organism: Polychytrium aggregatum
Lineage: Eukaryota; Fungi; Chytridiomycota; Chytridiomycetes; Polychytriales
Product: JAB1/Mov34/MPN/PAD-1 ubiquitin protease-domain-containing protein
Exons: 7
Coding region: 132-1022 (296 amino acids)
Biological process (GO): translational initiation
Cellular component (GO): eukaryotic translation initiation factor 3 complex, eIF3m
Molecular function (GO): translation initiation factor activity; metallopeptidase activity; translation initiation factor binding
Source: RefSeq, a predicted model, not a curated record